GUAAGUGUGUGUGUAUAUAUAUGAGAUCGAAUUGAGAGCGAUAUUAUAUUCUCUGUUUGAACCUCGUUGAAGAAAUCAUCAAGGAAAUGAAGCAAGCUCUCGUGGUAUUGGCGUUCCUCACCAUCUUUGUGUGGACCGUGGUUUCAGUGCCUGGUCAAAUUAAGAAAAGUUGUUGCCUGACUGCUUCAGCACAACCUCCUCACUACAAGAAGUUGACGAAUUAUGAAAUACAGGAAAAUGACGGUCGUUGCAACAUCAAAGCUGUGAUAUUCUACACUAUAACAAACAGAACUAUCUGCUCAAAUCCAGCUAAUAAACGAAUAAAAAUGCUUAUGAAACGAUUUCGGUUAAAAGUUUGAAAUCCUGAGAAUAGACAUGGAUUUUCCGUGACAGGAGAUGGAACCAUUUGAAUGUCUGCAGCACAAAGUCGAAAAAGAAUUUCUCUUAUGUUUCCGCUUUUGAUUCUAUAUAUGGAGAAGUGACUGAUGAAUUGUUUGUAACUGUAGCUAUUCCUUUUUUGCUUAGUUUUAUUUCUGUUGCUGUAAACAGAGAUUUAUUCUUGAAAUGCCGACAGUGAUAUUUAUUCUAGUUGUAACAUAAUUUGUCUGGAACCCAGAACCUAGUUUGUUUUUUUCAAUGUAUUUAUGAUUUCCUAAAAUGAUGCUUUAUAUUUGAAUCAUUUGUGUUUUGUUUAUGGUCUGUAUUUGAAUGCAAUGCAUUCCCAAAUUCACAGGGAACAGUUUAUCACUUUUAUUUAUAAAGGUGGACCCUCUUAGCAAUACAAACUUCCACACAGCACUUGGAAUAAAGAAUCCCAAUUUCAUGCACAGUUUGUCACAUGUUGUUUACAUUCUAACUGCCUGCAACCAUUUUACUGAAUUGAUGCAUUGUCUAAUGAUUGUCUUAAUUCUAUAAGAUGUGAAAUUAAAACAGUUUUUUUUGAAUGGUUGAAAGAUUAAAAUGUUAUAAAUUAAGAAAAGUUCUCAUGUAUUUUAAAGUCACAUGCAGCGAGUAGGGAAAGGAAAGGCAAUUUUUUUUAACCCCAUCACCUAAGAUCUUGAACAUCUCUCACCUUCUUUUUGUUGAAGGAUAUCUCAGGCCUUCUGGAGGAACCUAACAGCUGGCCUGAUGAAUGCUUCAGGCAACUGCAGCCAAAAUUUGGACUCAUUGCUCAGCAAGCGAUGUGUAUUUAUUCUUAGUUUUCAAAAUCAUCCCAUGCAAACAUAGUUCCUACAUUCAUGCAAACUGCACUUUUGAACAAUUGAACAAAUUGGUCCAGGUGAUAGUCAGUUUCUUUUAUAAAAAGCCCAAAACAUAGGAUAAAUGCCUCACAGCUCGGCUCAUUUUGCUCAUUGCUGAACUAGAAAUCUUUCAACUAAUCGACUGUAAUUUGAUAUAUUUAAAUGUAUUUCAAUUGUGCAUUUUCACAUGCAACUGAUUAAUAAAAUGGUAACAUCUUCUUGCUC
This is a messenger RNA of Callorhinchus milii (elephant shark), 1466 nucleotides long. RefSeq names its product eotaxin-like. The transcript is spliced from 3 exons. Gene Ontology annotation, cellular component: extracellular region. The record is from RefSeq and is a predicted model, not a curated record. Gene Ontology annotation, molecular function: CCR chemokine receptor binding; chemokine activity. The coding region runs from base 87 to 359 and encodes 90 amino acids. Gene Ontology annotation, biological process: immune response; cellular response to interleukin-1; lymphocyte chemotaxis. NCBI's taxonomy places the organism in Eukaryota, Metazoa, Chordata, Chondrichthyes, Chimaeriformes, Callorhinchidae.